AUGUCUGACGUUUUUCAUGUCGUUGAACAUACUCAGCUUACUGCACAAAAAGAUCUAGUCUCAUGUAAUUUCAAGUGCAUUGAGCGACCCGAGACUAAAGUCGUUAUACUUGGCUCAAGUCUUUUCAUUUUUGACGGUGGAUUUAAGUUGAUUGACUCCUACAAACACAGCUGCAACCUACAGAAGGUUUGUGCUCCCACCACUGUGUUGUUUUUGCUUCUCCUUGAUGUGAAAAAUAUUGUGAACAUUUACGUUCCUGAAACCAACAGUUUGGCGUUUUCCUUGACACAAUUUGAAGGGAUUUCAGACGUGCAGCUGGUGAAAAGAUCUCCAGAGUAUUUUGAUCUUCUGUUGGUGUCACAAGAUACUCUCUUCAUAUGGAGAGAUCUCAACGCUUCACAGCUGCACUCAGAACUCGUGAAACGAAACUACGAAGAGUUGAAAAGUCACUUUAAAAGUUUUGAAUGCAUUCCUGUUGUGGGAAAGACGUUUUUAUGCUAUGACCUAAUUCUGAACACUAUUUGGAGUCUCCAGCUGAGGGGUCGUUGGUUUGUUACAGCGCACGCCAAAGAAUGCCGAAGCCCUUUCGCUCAGUGUCUCAUCGAUCCGUUCUCAGUUGUUGAGAAUGGCAUAUCGUUGCAAAAAGUGUCACUCAUUUGCGAAACAAUCUAUGCUGUGGCACUUUCUUGCUCAGGUCAAUUAUUCUUGUUUAAUUUGUUUGCUGGUGUAUGCUUGGGUCCCAUUACCAAAUAUUCCAAAAUUAGUGACUUCUGCAUUUAUCCCUUAACCAGCCAAACUGUAGUCAAUCCUGAUAGUGAAUACCCAGGCUUGUAUAGAAUUAUUAUCUUCAUCUUACGAGAUCUGGAAGAAAAUGAUCAACCAUCAUCUACCGGACCUACAAAAAUCUUGAAGUUAUUUUUUUUCCAAGGUAUCGAGUUAUUCAUCGUAUGCAUGUUGCUAAGGAAUCAUGGCUGCUUUCUGAUUUUGUUGUGGUGA
Molecule: messenger RNA, 996 nt
Organism: Heterobilharzia americana
Lineage: Eukaryota; Metazoa; Platyhelminthes; Trematoda; Strigeidida; Schistosomatidae
Source: the annotation of a GenBank genome assembly